Messenger RNA from Cannabis sativa, 540 nucleotides. RefSeq lists its product as uncharacterized. Bases 1 to 540 code for a protein of 179 amino acids. NCBI's taxonomy places the organism in Eukaryota, Viridiplantae, Streptophyta, Magnoliopsida, Rosales, Cannabaceae. The transcript has 2 exons. The record is from RefSeq and is a predicted model, not a curated record.
AUGGCAAUUGAAGGUUCCCCCAAAAGUCAAAAACUUUUUGUGGAGAGCCGUUACAGCCAUGUCCUCAUCUCUUGCCCAUUUGCAUUUGAUUGCUUGAGCCAAUGUGCAACUCCAGUAGUUUUUGAUCCUGGCGGAUCUUUCGGUAAUUGGUUGGAGACCAUCUUUAAGCAAGCUGAAGCUGAUAUGAUUUGUCUUAUUGCCAUGUAUAGCUGGGCAAUCCGGAAGGCUAGGAACAAGGUUGUUUGGAAAAAGAAACAAUCCUCUGUUAAUGACGUGCUUACUUCUGCACAAGUAGCUCUUGAUCACUGGAAUAAAGCUCAGGAUAAAAUUUCGUUGUCAUCAAUCUGUCUGGAAAACAUCGGUGAUGGCGCUGAGUCAUGGACUAAACCUGUAGAAAACACUAUCAAGAUUAAUGUAGAUGCAUCACUCUUUGAUAGCGACAAUAAGUAUGGUUUCGGAAUUGUUGCCCGAAACUAUCUUGGUCACCUUGUUGCAGCACGGGUCGGUUGCCAUCACUACAAGAAAUGUCACUUUUACUAG